UCGCGUGCCCCUUGUCUAGCCGACGGUAUAAAGGACCGUUGAAGCCCGUUGCCCGUUUAGUCCCUCAAACUAUAGACAAAACAACACGAUGUGCGUGAAAAAGAGCUGUUACCAAAACGGGCCGCGAUUAUUUUCGCCCCCCAGAUUUGUACGGUUCGCGUCAUGUGCGUGGUGCAUUUGCUGGCUAAUGGUCUUCCUUUCCGCAAAGGGUGUGUCGGCCGAUUAUUUGCAACAAUCGCACAAUGUCGUCAUCGGGGAGGAGAAAUUUUUCGGUAGUUCGUUCGACCCUCGCGACCCCGGAAGAGGAUCGUCCGACGAAUCACCUCAGCGCAUUUCCGUGGCCGAGAAGACCGACCUGAUGAGGUACUAUCUGAGGUCGAAAAUUCCCGAUGAACCGAUCGCCGUCGUUGUCGAUACGGCGGAGAGAUUUUACGACGACAUAAAACGUCUGUUGACGCUUUUGACUACCGGAGGGCAAGUUCAAUCGAAAAUUCUACUCUUCGCGUACAAUGACACAGACUGCAGCUUAGAGCCCGGACUACUGGAAGGGAUCGAUGAAAACCCUUACGACAUUUCCACCAAAUUUUCAAAUCCCGAUCGAGCCAGAAGUAUCUUCGAGUGCAUAAAUAUCGCCCUGAACACGAUCAAACCGAACAGUUCGAUAAUGCUGUUCACCGGCAGGAAGUCUGAAGAUGAGGUCAUACUGAGAGAAAGUACUACAGCGAAAAUGAUCAUGAAAAAUUGCGAGUUCAACGGUAUCUGGUGCGCCGAGGACGCCGGUAGUCAAGAGGAAGUCGGAGGCUACGAGGACAUGGCGCGAAGGACGAAUGGGCAUUUUUUUCACGUCACAAAGCUCGAUCGCGAGGAGAUCGCGGCGACCGAGGGGGUCGAAUCCCUUCAAGAUCAGAAUGAAAUGAGGAGCUACGCGAAAUCUUCGGGGGCAUCACGGGUGCACGGUCACGGAAUAGGAAUUCGUGCGUCCGAGACCGAAUCCGCGGAUCUCCUGUACGACCCGAGGCUCCCUUACGCCGGAAACGAUGACAAAAGUUCGGCGAGAAUGUUGGACGUCGAAGAAAGAGACGAGCGAAGGGAACCGCUCGAGAUAAAUGAGAUGCAACGGGCGUCGGUGACCGCGAUAGAAGCCGCUACUCAACGGACAGGUACCCUUGUAGAAGUCGCGGCAGAGACCAGCCUCGUCGGAAGACCUGGAACGACUUCAAGGGUGACAUUUCGCGUCACUAACAACAAUCCUGUAACCAUAAGACACUACUUUCAAGGAAGAAGCACCGCUUUCAACGUGGUCAAUGUACUACCGAGAGACGAAUGGCUCCGGUAUGGGCAAUCGAUCAACGUGAUUAUGGACGUUGCAAUUCCAUCGACGACGAACAGUUGGGCUUCGGAAACCAUCACUUUGAUCACCCAAGGUCUCGAAACCGUGGAAACGCCGGCGUAUCUCUACAUACUGGCAAACGGUGCAACGCUCUCCGAUACGACGUCGCCGAGUAUAACGUAUUCGUUGAACAACAACUGUGCAGGGAAAUUGGACAGUGGUACGUGUGCCAGCAAUCUAUGGAGCGUGGACGUCACGAUUCGGGACAGCGAUUCGGGUCUGCAAAGAGUGUCGUCCUCGCCAAAGGCGAUACGACCGGCGACAACGUUUAUCAGUGGAACGAGAUCUGCCACUAGGUUCCAAUACGCAGCUUCCUGUUGCCAGACCACCGUGGUUGUUACGGCCGAAGAUCUUCUCGGUAAUUCAAACUCUCAAACGAUCGACGUAACUGCUUGGUACAACCUCUCCGAAAGUCAGAUCGCGGUCAUCGUACUCGCUGUGAUUUUGGGAUUGAUUUUCAUCGUUCUGAUAAUAUUAGUAAUAAUCGUAUUGAUUAGAAGGAAAAAUAAAAGCCAAGAUCUCCCUUACACUCAGCGUUACGGAACGACAAGACCUCCGCAGCCGAGGGCUGAAAGAACGAGCUUUUAAAUCUUUUUGAUCACAUCGACUAUAAAAAUAUUUAUUCAGAA
Molecule: messenger RNA, 2019 nt
Organism: Athalia rosae (coleseed sawfly)
Lineage: Eukaryota; Metazoa; Arthropoda; Insecta; Hymenoptera; Athaliidae
Exons: 10
Coding region: 89-1978 (629 amino acids)
Source: RefSeq, a predicted model, not a curated record